CGGCACCAGUGCCACCAGGACAGCAUGAGGCAUCUGCAGCCAUGUGAAUCGAUAUACUUCGCACUUUCACUUACCAUAUGCAUCCCCUGCAACCUACCAUAGCAUCCCCAACUUGCCGCCAAAGACAUUACAACGCAAGCAUACAUGUAUCAUGCUCGGUUGUUCUGAAAGCGCUGCAGACAUGGCCACGGAUCUUCUUCAAAAAAUCUUCUAGAAGCUUCCUCUUCAAGACAAGCAGCAGCAAGCAUAGCAUCGACAGAGCACUGGCACGGCAAGCGGCACGAGUUGCAGGACUUCCAGUACUUGCAGGAGGGAUUGCAGUACUUGCAGGAGUUGCAGGAGUUGCAGCAGGAGUUGUAGCAGGAGUUGCAGCAGGAGUUGCAGCAGGAAUUGCAGCAGGAAUUGCGGCAGGAGUUGCAGCCGGAGUUGGCUUCAUAUCAUCAAGAGAUCAACGGCACGGCAAGUUGCAGGACUUGCAGGACUUGCAGCACUUGCAGGAGUUCCAGGAGGAGUUCCAGGAGGAGUUGCAACAGGAGUUGCAGCCGGAGUUGGCUUCAUAGCAUCAAGAGAUCAACGGCACGGCAAGUUGCAGCAGGAGUUGCAGCAGGAGUUGCAGCAAUAGUUGCAGCAGGAAUUGCGGCGGAGUUGCAGCCGGGGUUGGCUUCAUAGCAUCAAGAGAUCAACGGCAUGGCAAGUUGCAGCAGGAGUUGCAGCCGGAGUUGCAGCCGGAGUUGCAGCCGGAGUUGCAGCAGGAGUUGCAGCAGGAGAUGGCUACAUAGCAUUAAAAGAGCAAAUGGCACGACAAGUUGCAGGAGAAAACUCUUAUGUAGAUAAAAUAGCUUUUUAUCG
This is a messenger RNA of Chara braunii, 849 nucleotides long. NCBI's taxonomy places the organism in Eukaryota, Viridiplantae, Streptophyta, Charophyceae, Charales, Characeae. The record is from the annotation of a GenBank genome assembly.